Messenger RNA from Oncorhynchus tshawytscha (Chinook salmon), 1002 nucleotides. RefSeq names its product exocyst complex component 6-like. Gene Ontology annotation, cellular component: exocyst; membrane. The record is from RefSeq and is a predicted model, not a curated record. NCBI's taxonomy places the organism in Eukaryota, Metazoa, Chordata, Actinopteri, Salmoniformes, Salmonidae. Gene Ontology annotation, biological process: Golgi to plasma membrane transport; exocytosis; intracellular protein transport.
UUGGUACAGAUCAUCAUUAACACAACCCACCUGGAGCAGGCCUGUAAAUACCUGGAGGACUUCAUCACCAACAUCACCAACGUCUCACCUGAGACCGUGCACACCACGCGGCUCUACGGACUUUCCACCUUUAAGGAUGCGCGCCAUGCAGCGGAGGGAGAGAUCUACACCAAACUGAACCAGAAGAUAGAUGAGUUCAUCCAGCUGGCAGACUAUGAUUGGGGCAUGCCGGAGUCGGACGGCCAGGCCAGUGGAUACCUCAUGGACCUCAUCAACUUCCUCCGCAGCACCUUCCAGGUCUUCACACACCUGCCGAAUAACUGCAAUGACCAUGCUGCCAUGUCGGGUAAAGUGGCCCAGACAGCCUGUAUGUCAGCGUGUAAGCACUUGUCCACGUCCCUGAUGCAGAUGCUGUUGGACAGCGAGCUGAAACAGAUCAGUAUGGGAGCCGUUCAGCAGUUCAACCUGGACGUCAUACAGUGUGAAUUGUUCGCCAGCUCAGAGCCUGUCCCAGGUUUCCAGGGAGACACUUUACAGCUGGCAUUCAUCGACCUCCGACAGCUGCUGGACCUGUUCAUGGUGUGGGACUGGUCUACGUACCUGGCUGACUACGGACAGCCCACCUCCAAGUACCUUCGGGUCAACCCCUCCACUGCACUAGCACUUUUGGAAAAAGUCUACAGGGGAAUGAAGGACACCAGUAAGAAGAACAACAUAUUUUCUCAGUUCAGGAAGAAUGACCGAGACAAACAGAAGCUGAUUGAGACGGUGGUGAAACAGCUGAGGAGCCUGGUCAAUGGGAUGUCUCAACACUCCUAGAACACACACACAGAUGGACACACAGACAGACAGAAACACACACAGACAGAGAUACACACACACCAACCAGCCAUCACCUUUCAGUUUCACCAGAUUCCAAGCAUAGUGUAAAUAAAGGAAGACAACACACACACACACACACACACACACACACACACACACACACACACACACACGAGACAU